Salvelinus fontinalis (brook trout) is the source of this 4768-nucleotide messenger RNA. Its product is annotated as transcription factor E2F7-like. Gene Ontology annotation, biological process: regulation of transcription by RNA polymerase II. Lineage: Eukaryota; Metazoa; Chordata; Actinopteri; Salmoniformes; Salmonidae. Bases 245 to 2650 code for a protein of 801 amino acids. Gene Ontology annotation, cellular component: RNA polymerase II transcription regulator complex. Gene Ontology annotation, molecular function: RNA polymerase II cis-regulatory region sequence-specific DNA binding; DNA-binding transcription factor activity, RNA polymerase II-specific. The transcript is spliced from 13 exons. The record is from RefSeq and is a predicted model, not a curated record.
UUUAGCGGGUGUUUUUGGUUGUAGCUAUUCCUGUUGAGUAAUGCAAUUCCAACACAAGUAACUUUAGCGGGACAGGAGAAGCUUUACAGCUGGAUAUUAGAAGAAAGCCCGCUUAUUUAAGAAAUGAAAGUUAUGUUGAUUUGAGUUAAACAACGUACCACCAGUAAGUCUGUGCAAUUAGAGAUACUGUACGUUGGUAUAGACAACUUUAUCUUCUUACGUUACGUAGGAAACGCUGAAGAAGAUGGAAGUUGAAUGUCUAGCUUUGAGAGAUCUCAUCAGUCCAAAGAAGAGCAAAGCAGACAUGGAGGAAGUUGGAGGCAGAAAUGAUCAGAAGGAGAACAGAUGUGUGGAGCGAAGAAGAACCACCCCUCACAAGAUGGACACCACGGCCACCAUGCUGCUGUACGGCAGUAAGCCUCCCACCCCGGAACACCUCCAUAGCACCCCUGUUAAGCCUUCUGAGUGGGGGGCACCUCCUCACGCGGACCCCUGGACCCCCACUGCCAACCUCAGGAUGCUCAUCAGUGCUGCCAGCCCUGACAUCCGCGACAGAGAGAUGAAGAAGGUUCUGUUUAGGCCCAUUGAGAAUGAGAGAGCAGUGGAGGAUGUCGAGGUGGAUGGCCCGUGCCAGUUUGAUGUGGUGGACGAGGAGGAGGAAGAGGGGGAAAGGAAGCCCAGCAGGAAGCAGAAGAGCCUGGGCCUGCUGUGCCAGAAGUUCCUGGCCCUGUAUCCGGACUAUCCAACCUCUGACACCAUCAGUAUCUCAUUGGAUGAGGUGUCUACCAGCCUGGGGGUGGAGCGGCGGCGAAUCUACGACAUCAUAAACGUCCUGGAGUCUCUGAUGAUCGUAGGGCGUGUAGCUAAGAACCAGUACGUGUGGUACGGGCGGCGGCGCCUGGGGUCCACCCUGGCCGAGCUGCAGGGGAUGGGCAGGCAGCAGCGCUACCACCUGCACAUGGAGCAGGCCGGGGAGGGCGGUCACAGAGAGGGAGCCACCACACACACCCCAGAGGGAGGGGAAGGAGACUCCAGCUGUGCGGCCGCCAGCACCAGGAAAGACAAGUCCCUACGCAUCAUGAGUCAGAAGUUUGUCAUGCUCUUCCUGGUGUCCAGGACCCAGACUGUCACUCUGGACGUGGCCGCCAAAAUCCUCAUCGAGGAAAGCCAGGACCCCGCCAGCCACAGCAAGUACAAAACUAAGGUGCGGCGGCUGUAUGACAUCGCCAACGUCCUGACGAGUCUGGGAUUGAUCAAGAAGGUCCACGUCCGGGAGGAGAGGGGGAGGAAGCCUGCGUUCAAAUGGAUCGGCCCGGCAGACUUCCACAGCAGCCAUGAGGACUCGGAAGCUGUGGCGGCCAUCGCUCUUCCGGGUGGCAGGAAACAGAAGCUGGCACGCCAUGCCUCCUUCAGUGUGGUGCCCACCUCUGUGGCCAGCCAACGCCGUGUCAACUCGGCGCCCAGCAGCCCACGCAGAGAGGUCACGGGUCUGCUUCCCCAGUCAGUGAACUAUUCCAGAAGGUGUGUGAGCAGCAGCGCGGUGUGCCGGCUGCAGUUUGGAACCACUGUUACAGGUGUCUCCCACCCCAGCGGCGGACUUCAGAGCCCCACCCACAGUGACGGCAACUCCCUGCUCUGCUCCCCGGGUCUAGCCCCCCUGGCCGUGCCCGUCCACCCAGAGGGUUCAUACGUGGGACCCCUGUCCCCACAACCCCCAUUUCCCCCCCAUCCCCACCACAUGGCGUAUCUACCCAGCAUGUCCCAGGCCUCGGUGGUCAUGCUGUACGGAGGUCCGGCGGCGCAGGAUGGGCUUGACUGCUUUACCACGGAAGUUCAAAGGUCACCGGGGUCAGGGUCCAGAGAGAGCAUCCUGGGGAAGAGGAAGCAGGAUGAAGGAGUGGAGGAGAAGAGGGAGUCGCCUGAGACGGAGCUAUCUGAUAGGAGGAGGAGUGUGGAGGGAAACAGCUGUCAGAUGACCACCAGCCCAAGGACCAGCUCCCUGGGGCACCCAGGGGGGCUCGUCAGGGAAGAGGCCCCAUUGAGAGUCCUCAGAGACGGGGAGGUGGGCAGACAGAGCCCCCACAACAACCUGGUCCAGCCUUCACACUACCUCUAUGUGCCUAACUCUGCAGGUCUCAACAGUCUCAACUUCCUCCUCUCUGCUGGUCAGACGACAGGCGGCCUGACUCUACCUGCUGGCACCCUGCCCUAUGUCCUCGUGUCCUCCUCCACCCUCUCCCCCUACCCACUCAUGGCCAACAGGGGCGAUGCCAAUCUCAAUUUCAACAUGUCUGCCAUGAUGUCCCCCGCCUGCUUCGUGGUGGGAUCCGCCGGGCCCUACGCAGUGGCCGGAGCCCCGGAGUUCAAUGGGGUGGCAGUGGCGCCGGCCCUCUCCAGUCCAGAGCAGCACAGGCUGUUCGGGUCGGCACCCAUACCUCCACAUUCUCCCUUGGAGUCCAGGCCGCCUCUGACCUUCAUCCAGACAGAGACACAGACACCACAGACUCCCAAGGAGGCGGCAGCUGGCGGUGGCUCCAAGGCCUUCUUCCAGACGCCGGGGACCCUGGGAACGGCCACCACAACCCCCGUGGCCCGCCGACGAGGCUCCGCCCAGAGGAGGCUGGACAUCGGCCAACCACUGACCAAUUAGAAGUCUGGGGACCUUUUAGAGUGGGCGUGGCUGUUAGUUAUAACCUGAAAGGCUGCCUAGUGGCCCGAGAGGAAUGGACAAAUGUUUCUCUCCGGCUAAACGUGCUCUGACUGCGCUGGCUCUGGCUUUACUCCCCACUGACUCUCAGGGUUUCUUCUGUAUGACCUGUUGGUUUCAUACCACUGGUGCUUCGCCUUAUUACUAGUGAAUGAAUGCUAGUCUAUACGAUUCCUCCUUUAAGUGCCUCAUCAUGUAGGGCGAAGUUGCCCCUAGACUCUGAUUUUGGGCCAGUUUGCAUUUUCCCCACUAAUGGUUAAGGUUAGGAUUGGGGGAAGGGAAGCUGAUCCUAGGGGAAACUUCACCCUUGACUUCCUCAUGAUUGGACUGUGGGACACCGAUAACUAUCAGAGGACUCCAGGAAGCAGUGUUGUCUUUUGUUUUAGUGCCCUCCUGUGGUGGGAGUUAGGUACCUCUCAUAUUUAUUUUUCUAGUGUAUCUUCCAUAGAAAGAUUGAGCUACCUUGGUAAUCGCUCCACCCAUUACUUUAUUAUAUCUCAACGUUAUUUAUAUAUUAACUAAUAUAUCUGUUGACUAUUGGGACUGUUGAGUAGCAAUUCUGAUGAUGUUACUCUACUUUUAGCACUAAGUAUUUAAGAAUAUACGUCUGAUUUGAGAGUUUCGCUGGCUCCGUAGGGAUUGGGUAAAAACGGUAUCUGAUUUGAGAGUGUCGCUGGCUCCGUAGGGAUUGGGUAAAAACGGUAUCUGAUUUUGAGAGUGUCGCUGGCUCCGUAGGGAUUGGGUAAAAACGGUAUCUGAUUUUGAGAGUUUCGCUGGCUCCGUAGGGAUUGGGUAAAAACGGUAUCUGAUUUUGAGAGUGACGCUGGCUCCGUAGGGAUUGGGUAAAAACGGUAUCCGUAGGAAAAGGGAAAACAGUUGAUCAUAGGUGAAUGAUAUCUGUGGGAGCGGAAAGGUUUCCCAUGAAGACACAUUUCAGAAGCUGGUGUUGGUAAUAAGUCAUGAUGUAGAAGAGAUAUCGAUACGCUUCUCGGUUGCACUUCUAGCGUGUUACUGACCUGGCUCCAAGAGAGGUUUAAAAACCACUGCUUUUCACUGUGCAAAUUAGGUCUUAACUUAACUCAAACUAUAUUUUGCUAUGUGUUUCAUUAGUCCAUUGUUGAUAUAGUCCAAAAAUGUUUUGGGUGGAGUUUUCCUAAGCAGUCACAGCAACACAUUGGUGAGCGUAAGGCCUACAAAAUGGCUGCCAAGGUUUUUGGUACAAAGACUGGCAUCUUGGCCACUCCAAAGGGUUAUGUAUUUUUACAACACUAAUGUGGUUUACAGGUUUCCAAUUGUUGGGCUUUAAGAAUGAUCCCAAAUACCAGCAUCGCUCUCUGUCAAUGUGUAUGUGCUUACGCCACCGCAUGCAAGGUGAAAACUAAAUGUGAAAUGAUUUGAUGAUGUUACAAGAUACUUGAAUUACUUAGUUAUCCAGCGGUAUACACUGGAGACUAGAGAGAAAUAUCAAAGUACUGUAUUUAAUGCAUUAAAUGACGUGCAUUAGAGUUUGGCCUCUGGAAUAUUUUGGGGGGGAGUAAUUGAGGAAAAGUUACAUUACACCAAAGGGUGCUGAUCAUCUACUUGAACUGUAGAACACAGGAGGUUGGUGGCACCUUAAUUGGGGAGGACGGGCUCAUGCUAAUGACUGGAGCGGUAUCAAAUACAGCACACAUGGCUUACAUGUGUUUGAUGCCAUUCCAUUUGCUCCGUUCAGGCCGUUAUUAUGAGCCGUCCCCGUCAGCGGCCUCCACUGCUGUAGAUGUGUUGUUCAUGUACACAAAUCUUUCUUUUUUUUUUUACCAGUAAUUAUUUUUGUAUAUUGUAUUCAUAUGUUUUUAAUUAUUACUUCAAAACCUUGAAAUGUUUAAUUUAAUGCUGCUUCUUAUCAUAAAAUAAUAAUUGCACUGCUAGUUUCUGUAGUUAUCUGUCCGCUGCUUUGUAGGAAACCUUUUCUAACAUUACAACACAUAGUUAUUUUCACAGUGCUUACUACUAGCUGUGUGUAUGUUAUGGGACAAACAGUUUCUUUCUCUAGACAUCCACAACCUUUGUAAUAAAAAA